Chelonus insularis is the source of this 1103-nucleotide messenger RNA. RefSeq lists its product as uncharacterized. The transcript has 3 exons. Lineage: Eukaryota; Metazoa; Arthropoda; Insecta; Hymenoptera; Braconidae. Bases 387 to 782 code for a protein of 131 amino acids. The record is from RefSeq and is a predicted model, not a curated record.
ACAGCAUCCUCACUCUAUACGAGAAGACAGUCUAUGUCUAAAGCCCCGAACCGGUAGAAUAUACGUGCGCAAUUCGUAAUAUCAUUAAUUAUCGUGAAUAAAUUUACUCUUCAUUUGUGAUUUACGAGUAACAUUUCCUUCUUUAUUCCAUUCGUUUGCUGGUCAAUACUUUAUUGACGAUUUUGGUUCGCCUUUUCGAUCAUUGAAAGAACGAAAGCAUUGUGAUUUCUUGACCGUAUAAAUAAAUAUCAUAUUGCACAUUGGAAAUUUCGUGUGUUACGUGAAAAAGAGACCUCAGUGAAGUACUGCUGAUUGACGAUAACAGGAGAAGAAAAUUUUAUUAUCAAAAGGUGAUCGUUACAUCACCUUAAUAGUGAUUAAGAACCAUGGCACAUCUGAGGCUACUCAUUGUCAUGAUCAUAGCUGUCUUUUGCUAUGUUCCUCUUGCUGAAAGCGCGGCUGUACAUGCUGAGGAUUUUGCUGAAAAAUUGGAACGUAUUGCAUUGGAAGUCAGUCCUGAGAAGCUUCAACUUGAACAUGAGGCUAAAUCGAGUGUCAACAAAUUGGAGAAGCAUUUUUGCGAUAAACAACCUUGUGCUUGGGCCAUAUACUCGCCUUUAACAAGAGAUAUUAACUCAUAUAUAUCCAAUACAUGUGGUUGUCUUGACAAAUCCUACAAAUGCAUACGUACUGAUGAUGAUCUUUCAGCAGCUGCUUAUGUAUAUCAUUGUCGUCAAAAUAUAACUGAAGAGGACAUUGAAGCUCCAGAAGAAGUCAACUAAUUUAUAUCACUUUAUUGACAAUCAAAUCAUGAGUAAUUUAUCAUAUCUGUCAUCCUUAAUCGUUAGUAAAAACAAGUAGGGGAGUUUGUGUGGUUACUUCUCAUAAAUAAGCUCUACUAUCAGUUUUUUUAUAUUGCAAAGUGAACAAUAGUAUUAAUUUACAAAUAGAAGAAUAAUAUCGGUAUUAUUUUUUCAUUUUAUAUUUUUUACACUGAGAAAAACAAAAUGGGUUAUUUAAAAGAAACCAGUACUGGUGAUUGUCAAUCAAAUGUACUGACAUAUUUAUAUUCACAUAACAAGAAAAUUUUUCUGAUUAAGAAA